AUGGCUCCACUUGGUUCCCCUUGGGCCUGGAUCCUGGCAUUCCUGAUGUCAGUUCUGAUCAUGGGAGACACAGGCCUGACAGGUCAGAAGAAUGGGGCCUACCUGGGGAACCAGGCCUGCCAGGAAUAUGGGAGCCAGCAACAGGCUGGGAGUAGCCGUCUGGCGGAGAGCCACCAGGAUGCUACUGUUGCUCGGGAUACUGAGAGUCGCAUCUUAAAUGGCACAGACUGUAACCCCCAAACCCAACCCUGGCAGGCAGCUUUGUUUCUGAAACCCAACAGCCUUUUCUGUGGGGCAGUGCUGGUCCAUCCGCAGUGGGUGCUCACUGCUGCACAUUGCCAGAAACCUUCCUAUACAGUUAUUCUGGGCCGGUACCAUCUCCACAAUUCUGGGGCAAGUGAGAAGAUUCUCCGUGGUGUUCGGUCCUUCCCCCACCCCAACUAUACCCGGCCAGCUCACUCUAAUGAUCUCAUGUUAAUUAAAUUGAACAGAAAGGUCUUAGGCUCAAAAAGCAUCAAACCCAUCAACAUCUCAACUCAGCCCCCAACUUCUGGGGCCCGGUGCCUUGUAUCAGGCUGGGGGACCACCAGCAGUCCUCAAGUUCACUAUCCCGAGGUCCUACAAUGUCUUAACAUCACGAUCCUGUCUCAGGAGGCCUGCCAGAAGGCCUACCCCGGGGAGAUCAAUUCUAGCAUGUUCUGUGCUGGAGAUGAAAAGGGCAGGGAUUCCUGUCAGGGUGACUCCGGGGGCCCUGUGGUCUGCAAUGAAACACUUCAGGGCCUGGUAUCAUGGGGGGACGUUCCCUGUGGACAGCCCAACAAACCUGGCGUCUACACCAACCUCUACCCAUUCAACAAAUGGAUCAAAGACACCAUCAAAAACAACUGA
Molecule: messenger RNA, 888 nt
Organism: Dromiciops gliroides (monito del monte)
Lineage: Eukaryota; Metazoa; Chordata; Mammalia; Microbiotheria; Microbiotheriidae
Gene: KLK5
Product: kallikrein related peptidase 5
Exons: 5
Coding region: 1-888 (295 amino acids)
Biological process (GO): extracellular matrix disassembly; amelogenesis; proteolysis
Molecular function (GO): serine-type endopeptidase activity
Source: RefSeq, a predicted model, not a curated record